AUGAAACUCUCAAACCGUGUUCUUUCAUCCCUUCUCCUGAUCUUUUUUAUCUUUCUUGCUGCCACUACAGAGAUGGGUUUGGCGGAUAAAAUAUGCAAGACACGGAGCUACCGUUUCUCAGGUGUGUGUUUGAAGAAAAACAAUUGUGCAAUCAUCUGUAGACAAUUCGAGAAAUUUGAAAGCGGUCACUGCGAAUUCGUCGGAGCCUUCCUUCGUUGUUUAUGCACCAAAGCCUCUUAA
Messenger RNA from Camelina sativa (false flax), 240 nucleotides. Lineage: Eukaryota; Viridiplantae; Streptophyta; Magnoliopsida; Brassicales; Brassicaceae. The record is from RefSeq and is a predicted model, not a curated record.